CUGGAACUUGUUUAGGUACAAGGUGCAUUCUGGUCCUUCAUCACUGUCUACAGCAUCGGGGUCUAUGGCUGCAACUUCGACUUCCCCUUCGAGGACACCACGCACACCACGGUCAUGGACCUCUUCUAUUAUUCCUACUUCUAUGGGCAAUGCAGAUACCCAGAUUUAGGCACCCUGCAUUAUACCAACAGAAUUAUCAACCCGCAUCCUCAACGGACCUAUAUCCUGAUGAUUAUAUAUGGAGUGCUGAGCGCAAUAUGGAUACCAUCUUCUAUUCUCAUUUUAGUUAUAGCUGUGAAUAAAAUCCACGGUAAGAGAGGAUCAAGAUGCUAUUGGCCCUGGAUUGUGACGACAGGCAUUUUGAACUUGCUGGAUGUCGCAGCCUCCAUAAUAUACAUCGUCGACAUUACCAGGUCUUUAACUACGAAGGACUACGCAGAAUACUUCCAUUAUUAUUACGACCUGAGGGACGUGGACGGCCUGACUGUGCUGCCAGCAGUCCUCAUGACGUUGCUGUCUUGCAGGCUGGUCAUCGUGUGGCUCAUCAACCUCAUCCUCUUCGGCGUGGUCAUCCAGGCGUCGAGGGCCCUCAGGAGGCUGAGUCCUGCGGCCGCCUUCGUGGAGAGUGACGCUCGAAUGACUCCUACCGCAGGAUAUGGCAAGACAUCGAGUUGGGUCCACAUCAGGAAGCAGCCAACGACUGAGCCCCAGGAGAUCAGCCUGCCCAGACUGUCGCCUCAGAUCAGUGAGCGAAGGCCAGAACGGCCGUCGGCACUCCCCCUAGAGGGGCCUCUCAGCCGCCCCCAGAGGCCUGUCCUGAGGCCGCUGGCGAUGGCCCCCCCUUCCAGCCCGCCCCCACCACCUCCAGGCAGCGGCUUCAUGAUCAACAGUCCUCCCCCCAUAGUGCUCCCCAGUCCCUCCUCACCCUUCUAUGAUGUCUAUGGCAAGCCCACCACCCCGGACAGUCCACAGCCAUCCUUCGUCAAGACGAGGAAUCCUCUAUUCGAUUUAACCGGCAAAACAGAAGGGAUCAACAACAACAUGCCCUGGUCCUACAUGAACCCGAACCAACAACAGUCUCGCAAAGCAAUGCCCGAUCCAGACUACACCAUCCACCCCAAGAGGCCCAGCCCACCCAACACAAUCAUACCUCAAGGAGAUAGCGAUACUUCUUCCUUACCAAAAAGAGCAGAAGGGGUGAAGAACAAGAUGGCGUGGUCCUACACGGGCCCUCAGCAGGUGCCCGAACCUGAUUACACCGUCAGGCAAAAGAGAUCCACUCCGAGGGGCUCCACGCCAUCCGAAGAUGGAGAUGUCUUCUCGCCAACUAGGAGAUUUGAAAACAAUCCCAAUGUGUGGAAGGUAAUGUGAAGAUAACAAACUUAUCAACAAUUCAAGUCACUUGAAAAAAAAACAAAUAUAAAAUGAUUUUUGAAAAUAAAA
Molecule: messenger RNA, 1443 nt
Organism: Nezara viridula (southern green stink bug)
Lineage: Eukaryota; Metazoa; Arthropoda; Insecta; Hemiptera; Pentatomidae
Source: the annotation of a GenBank genome assembly